UCUGUUCUUCCCGUACCCUGGACGAGAUAAGAGAGAUUGUGUCCCGCGCACAGGCUGUUGUUAUUGUUGUUCUGGCUCCGCAUACGUCUGCAAUCAUCAUCAUAUUUAAAAUUGACACUCUUCUCGACUGAUACUGGGAGGGAUCUACGCAAAUCCAGCUAGCUGGGUGCUCUCAGAGUGAGCUUGGCGUUUGAUACGCGCGUUUGUCGUCUUGCUUGUCUCGUCUUAUCAUCGUUUCGCGAGUGAUUCUUUUUCAGCUGCACCAAGAGUGUACCGCAUUUUCGCAUAAUUUUUUUAUAGAGUCGCAUAUGCUGCUGCAGCUAGCACAUGCAUUUGUAGAUUGUUGCUAAGGAUAGAACACGUUCAAAACUGGCCAAAGCAAUGGAUUGGCGCAGGAACAGAUUCGUAGUGCUGGCGGUUUUGAGUCUUCUAGUGACACUGACAAAUGGUGCGACGGUCAUCAGUGCAGAGGAAUCUUUAUCCCUGCGAGCAUCCUUGAAUGAAGAACCCGUGAUCGGAGUCCUGGCUCAGGAGAUGUCCUACUCCCUGGCGGCCAAGUACGAGGAGGACUACGAAAGCUACAUUGCGGCGUCCUACGUCAAGUUCGUGGAAGGUGCCGGUGCACGUGUGGUGCCCGUUUGGAUCAAUAAACCUCGCGAGUAUUACGAAAAUAUCUUGCCGAACCUGAACGGAAUCCUACUGCCCGGUGGGGCCACCUGGUUCAAUCAAUCCAACGGAUACGCCGAUGCCGGUCGUCACAUCUACGAUGUGGCCGAAGAGAUCAACGUUCAGGGUGGCUACUUCCCGCUGUGGGGCACAUGUCUGGGCUUUGAACUGCUAACCUACCUGGCGGCAAACGGAGACGAACACCGAGCACAUUGCAGUUCCAACAAUCAAGCGCUGCCGUUGGAUUUCAAACCGGACUUCAGGAAGAGUCGCAUGUUCGCCGAAACUCCAGACGACAUUGUGGAAAUAUUGGCCUCCGAAGCGGUUACCGCCAACUUCCACCAGUUUUGCGUCACCGAACAAAACCUGACCGCUUACGGGCUCGAUCGGGAGUGGCGGGUCAUGUCCACCAAUCUGGACUGGAACGGUUUUGAGUUCAUUUCGACCAUCGAGCACAAAUUCCUUCCAUUCUAUGGUAUCCAAUUCCACCCGGAGAAGAACAUCUACGAGUGGGUUCAGAACAAGAACAUCUCCCACACACCGAAUGCCGUCAAGGCGGCGCAAUACUUUGCGGACUUCUUCGUGAACGAAGCCCGGAAGAGUGGGCAUCGCUUCCAAAGCGAAGACGACAUCGAUCGGCACGUGAUCUACAACUAUCCUGUGUCGUUUACCGGACUGAAGAAAUCGUCAUUCGAACAGUGCUACUUGUUUGAAGGUAAUGUGGACUACCGGCAAUCGAUUGAGACGGCCAAAGGUCCAGGGGGUAGUGGCGGUGCGAUAGCCCAAAGAUACGUGGAACGUAGGAAGAAAAAGUGCAACAAACAGAAAAGUCCCGACUUCUGCUAGCAAUGUACCAAAUCGCCAAGUUCAAUGCGCCAACGAAUUCAGAUCUUCGAUGAUGGACUCCCGUAGUUGCGAUAUUAAGGCCAAGCUACAUUAUCUGCUUCCCAGUUCCCAGGAGGCAAUCACGCUGUACAUUGUAUUUGAUGCAAAAUAAUAAAAAAAAAUGAUCAUGACAAUACGACGCAAGACGAGCGUUUCGAUUGUUAUCUCAUUUGAGCUGAC
Aedes aegypti (yellow fever mosquito) is the source of this 1731-nucleotide messenger RNA. RefSeq names its product gamma-glutamyl hydrolase. The record is from RefSeq and is a predicted model, not a curated record. Gene Ontology annotation, molecular function: gamma-glutamyl-peptidase activity. Gene Ontology annotation, cellular component: vacuole. The transcript is spliced from 4 exons. Gene Ontology annotation, biological process: tetrahydrofolylpolyglutamate metabolic process. NCBI's taxonomy places the organism in Eukaryota, Metazoa, Arthropoda, Insecta, Diptera, Culicidae. Bases 382 to 1512 code for a protein of 376 amino acids.